Molecule: messenger RNA, 1274 nt
Organism: Micropterus dolomieu (smallmouth bass)
Lineage: Eukaryota; Metazoa; Chordata; Actinopteri; Centrarchiformes; Centrarchidae
Product: ADP/ATP translocase 2
Exons: 4
Coding region: 97-993 (298 amino acids)
Biological process (GO): mitochondrial ADP transmembrane transport; mitochondrial ATP transmembrane transport
Cellular component (GO): mitochondrial inner membrane
Molecular function (GO): ATP:ADP antiporter activity
Source: RefSeq, a predicted model, not a curated record
GGCCAUUUCGUCUGUGCAGGGCCGUCAGUCUCAGAGGGCAGUGGGGCGUUAUCUUACGUACUGGUUAACUGAAAGACACACCAAGAACAUCGCACCAUGAAUGAGACAGCUAUUUCCUUUGCCAAGGAUUUCUUGGCCGGUGGCAUCUCCGCUGCUAUCUCCAAAACAGCGGUCGCCCCAAUCGAGAGAGUGAAGCUUCUCCUUCAGGUCCAGCAUGCCAGCAAGCAGAUCACCGUGGAUAAGCAGUACAAGGGUAUCAUGGACUGUGUUGUCCGUAUCCCCAAGGAGCAGGGAUUCCUUUCCUUCUGGAGAGGUAACCUUGCCAAUGUCAUCAGAUAUUUCCCCACCCAGGCCCUCAACUUCGCCUUCAAGGACAAGUACAAGAAGAUCUUCCUUGAUGGUGUCGACAAGCGCACCCAGUUCUGGAGGUACUUCGCCGGUAACUUGGCCUCUGGUGGCGCAGCUGGAGCUACCUCUCUCUGUUUCGUUUACCCCCUCGACUUCGCCCGUACCCGUCUAGCCGCUGAUGUGGGAAAGGCUGGAGCCACAAGAGAGUUCAAUGGUCUUGGAGACUGCCUGGUUAAGAUCUUCAAGUCUGAUGGCCUGAAAGGCUUGUACCAGGGCUUCAAUGUGUCUGUGCAGGGCAUUAUCAUCUACAGGGCUGCAUACUUUGGCAUCUAUGACACAGCUAAGGGUAUGCUUCCAGACCCCAAGAACACUCACAUAUUGGUGAGCUGGAUGAUUGCGCAGAGUGUGACAGCUGUUGCUGGCCUGACCUCAUACCCCUUCGACACUGUCCGUAGACGUAUGAUGAUGCAGUCUGGACGUAAAGGAGCUGAUAUUAUGUACAGCGGAACCAUCGACUGCUGGCGUAAGAUCGCACGUGAUGAGGGAGGCAAGGCUUUCUUCAAGGGAGCCUGGUCCAAUGUGCUCAGAGGCAUGGGCGGCGCCUUCGUGCUGGUGUUGUACGAUGAGCUGAAGAAAGUCAUGUAAUUCCUCAUGUUGUCACAUCACUGUCCAAUUUGGCUAAAUGUAAUAACUUUCCAUUUUUAUGGACUCUGCAUUCUGCCUUAUUUAUGGGAACAAACUAUAGUGUGUCUCACCGCUAGCUGUGGGCCAUGGCUGUACGUUGUGCAUCUUUAUGAUUUUUAAAACGUUCCACACCCUCUAUACCAAUGUCAUUCCUGUUAAAGAUAUCUGAUACCUCCUCAUGUCAUUCACUAGGUUUGUAUGGUCCCAACUUGAAUAAAUUUAUUCUGGGGAACAAAUUAAAA